AUGUAUGAAUCCUAUCGCCCGCAUCCCCUCCUCGCCCAGGUCCCAUUGACCGUCUCCCCCUUCAUCAAUCUCCCCACCUCCGUCACUCUCCCCUACACCUACAAAUCCGUCUCCUCGGCACUCCCCCCAUCAGUCACAGUCGAUCCCAACAACCCCGACGCCAAGGCGCGUUAUGUGGUCUCUCCGAGCGGCGAGCAUGCCGCGCACCCCGAUGAGAUCCUCACCGCAUGCGACUCGCUGGGACAUCACUUGAAGAAGACCCGCAACGAUGCCGCCGAUGCCAUCAAGGCCUGGGAAGAAUCGAUUCGCCAGCGAGAUCUGGCAGAGAAGAGACGCGUUGCGCCCGGGUGGCUGGACCGCGAUGAGAAACUGCUGCAGCCGACCAGAACAUCUGCAUCCCCGAGCUCGAAAGCCGAAGCUGAGCAGAGCCUGCUGGAUAGCUCUUCAGUCGACCAGGGAUCUUCGACGUUGCCGACUAUGGUGCCUCGAAAUGAGGGAGAAGAACUUGAUAGAGCAUUUGGUGGGCUGGGUGUGAAAUGA
This is a messenger RNA of Penicillium alfredii, 540 nucleotides long. RefSeq lists its product as uncharacterized. Bases 1 to 540 code for a protein of 179 amino acids. NCBI's taxonomy places the organism in Eukaryota, Fungi, Ascomycota, Eurotiomycetes, Eurotiales, Aspergillaceae. The record is from RefSeq and is a predicted model, not a curated record. The transcript is spliced from 2 exons.